This is a messenger RNA of Pectinophora gossypiella (pink bollworm), 7369 nucleotides long. RefSeq names its product general vesicular transport factor p115 (gene p115). The coding region runs from base 128 to 2581 and encodes 817 amino acids. The transcript has 10 exons. Gene Ontology annotation, biological process: endoplasmic reticulum to Golgi vesicle-mediated transport; vesicle fusion with Golgi apparatus; transcytosis. The record is from RefSeq and is a predicted model, not a curated record. NCBI's taxonomy places the organism in Eukaryota, Metazoa, Arthropoda, Insecta, Lepidoptera, Gelechiidae. Gene Ontology annotation, cellular component: ER to Golgi transport vesicle membrane; Golgi membrane; cytoplasm.
UCAAAAUGCUUUGACGUGUCCCGUAUUUGGGGUAAUUCAAUUUUCAAGUGUUUCUCUAUUUUAUGUGAUGAAUUCGUAAUUCUAGUAGUGUUUUGUGAUAUAAAUAGAAAUAAGGGACAGAUAUAAAAUGGAUUUUUUGAAGAGCGGCUUAAAAACCGUGCUGGGGGCUCCCGAGCCUGGUCACCAACCAUCGGGCGCAGAAACCGUGGAGCGGCUGGUGGACCGUGUGACCAACUCCACAUUACUAGAAGACCGACGAGACGCGUGCCGAGCACUGAAGGCCAUGUCCCGCAAGUACCGUGUCGAGGUUGGUGCACAGGGCAUGGAUACUCUAAAGCAGGUUCUAGAACUAGACAGAGCAGACAAUGAAACAAUAAACUACGCUCUAGACACCUUAAACAACGUCAUGUCUCCAGCCCAGUUUGAAGAGGAGGAAGACAACCCGCACGUACCCAUGAACAUCGGGGAACAGUUCACUGAAAUGUUCAUCAAAGACCCACACAACAUACAACUGGUGUUGGACCUACUAGAUGAAUACGACUUCAGAGUCAGACUAUCAACUGUGCAGUUGCUAACAUCACUCCUAACCAAUAGACCAAAAGACAUCCAAGAAAUUAUCCUAGUCAAACCGAUGGGAGUAUCCAAAAUGAUGGACUUACUAGGAGACACAAGAGAAGUGAUACGUAACGAAACUUUAUUAUUACUUAUAAAAUUAACAAAAGGGAACGCUAAUAUACAGAAGAUAGUUGCCUUCGAAAACGCAUUCGAUAGACUGUUUGAAAUAGUUUCAUCUGAGGGUUAUUCUGAUGGUGGGAUCAUUGUAGAGGACUGCUUACUUCUUAUGUUGAACUUGUUAAAGAAUAACAGUAGUAAUAUUAACUUUUUCAAAGAAGGCAGUUAUAUACAGAAAAUGCUGCCGAUGUUCAAUACACCUGACGAGUCUGAGGAGCUAGGAUGGUCACCACAGAAGGUGUCCAAUGUCCACUGCAUGCUGCAAAUAGUGCGUACCUUAGUAUCACCUAGCAACUCAGCGCAUAUAAUAUCAAGUUGUCAGAAGAUAAUAAAGAAUGUUGGGUUGUUGGAAGGGCUGUGUAACAUUCUGAUGGCGAGUGGGGUCCCGGCAGACAUAUUGACGGAGACUAUAAACACUGUUGGGGAGGUUGUGCGGGGGGAUGUGACCAAUCAGGACUACCUGGGCAAUGUGAUGGCGCCGUCGAACCCGCCGCGACCGGCCAUUGUGGUGCUGCUAAUGUCUAUGGUCAAUGAGAAACAGCCGUUUUCUUUAAGAUGCGCAGUGCUCUACUGUUUCCAGUGCUACCUGUACCACAACGAAAUGAGCCAAGCGGGCUUAGUCCAAACUUUACUUCCAUCGUCAACCGACGUGUCCAGUCUGACAAGCGGUCAGUUGCUCUGUGGCGGGCUAUUUAGCUCUGAUGCCCUGUCUAACUGGUUCGCGGCCGCGGCGCUGUUAAGAGCUCUGUGUGAUAAUCCUGUGCAAAAGGAACAGUUGCUAAGGGUGUUGCUAGCAACGAAUAUCGGAAGUUCGCCAGUAACGUUGCUGCAUCAAUGUACGUUGUUGCUGCAACAGACUACUAAGUUGCAGUCUAAGGUAGCUCUCCUAAUGCUCCUAUCGCAAUGGAUGAGUUACUGCCCGCCGGCUGUGAGCGCGUUCCUCAAGGUCCCCGGCGGUGUGGGCUUCCUCGUCAACCAGACGUGCUCCAACGAGCACGACGAGAACGAAUGCCUGCUGCAGGGGCUCUGCGCCUUCCUGCUCGCCAUCUGCAUACACUUCAACGAUGAUUCAGUUGAGAAUUACUCGAAGGAUUCCUUGAAGCAGCUGCUUGUUAAACGGAUAGGCAUGGAGACGUUCGUAGCGAAGUUGAGCGAGGUGUCCAAGCACGAGCUGUACAACAAGGCGGCCAAGCACCCGCAGCUGAGGGUCAAGUCCUCCGCCGAGAUCCUCAUUGACUACGAGUUCUGCAGGCUCUUCAAAGUUCUAGAGAGUAUCCUAGUCCACAGUCUAACGGAGAAGCAGGAGAACGGAAUCGGCGAGACGGACCGCGCGACGCCGGAGUCGGACACCUUGGAGCAGUACAAGACGUUGAUCAGACAACAAGACGGGAGGUUGCAAGAGCUGAUGACCCAGGUGGACGCGCUCAUACAGCAGAACCAGGCGCUGCAGGGCGCUCUGGGUGACUCCCAGGCGUCGAACUCGCUCCUCAAGGAUGAGAACACGUUGCUCAAGGCGCAAGUGUCCGCCGCACACAGCCUGCCUCAAGCGCAGGCGCACACGCAGCCUCCAGCACAGGCUCAGGACGACAAAGUGAAAGAAUACGAAGCCAGGAUACAACAACUAGAUGCGCAGCUCGCUGGCGCUAUGGAGGCGCUGAGGGCGGCGCGGGAGGGGGAGACUCGCGCCAUGGUGGAGCUGGACAAGCUGAGGAAGGACCAAGAUGAUUUACUCGAGCUGUUAGCUGAUCAGGACAUAAAAAUCAACGAGUUCAAGAUGCGCCUCCUGUCCCUCGGGCACCCAGUAGAGGAGGAGGCAGCCCCGGGGGCGGAGCCCCCGCAGCCCGCCUAGUGCGUCCGUCCGCGCGCGUGGGACUGCCACUGCCUCGAGCUGUGAGCCUGUGACGCUGCCACCCCCGCUGGGAGUAAGCAGCGCUAAGCACUCAAUGGUGCCGACGCUGGCAACAGAAACUUAUUUUUUUAUUCUAGUUAAUGUUAACAGUUCUAAAACUAGCUCUGUCUCUGUCUUACACUCGUUGUAAAGGAAGGACAGCACUAUUUUUAGUGCUAUCAAACUAAAAUAAAAUGAAGUUGUGUUCUAUAGAAUCGGCACCAUAAUCGUGUUAACUUUGUCUCUAUCAUAAUCAAAAUCGUAGGAAUUUUGAUUAGUUGAAAAUGAUAACUUCUGUCAAUAUAUCGAAAUAGCCUUCGAACAUGUAUGUACAUUUAAUAUUGGUCUAACAGAAAGCUCGGUGUGGUGUACGUAUGUAGUUCAUCCUGCAGAAUCAGAAUCAUUUAUUCAACGUAAUUAUCAUGGAUAAACUUGUUGAAGGUCAAUGUAACAUUUUUGAAUUUACGUCAUUUCGCAAGGUGUUAUGGCUGAGGAGAAGAAAUGACAAGAAACUGCAACAGCAGCACAUCUUUUAAAUCAAUGAGGGCACAUUACAAGUUAUUUAAUAACUAGAGGAACACAUUCAAUACCAGACAUUUUUAUCAUUUAGGUAAUCAUUAAUCUUAUAAUGGGCUUUUUUACAUAAAGUAAGCUUCACGUGAGCUUUAAAUUUGUUCUCUGACAAAUUUAAAAUAUUAUCUGGUAUUUUAUUGUAAAAACGUAUACAUAACCCCAAAAAAGAUGAAUUUAAUUUACUUAAUUUACUGCGGUGGAUGUACCUCUGACUACCUAAUUGGCAUAUAGUCGUGAGCUUAUGUUAUGAACUUAUGAUGUUAUGUAUAUCGUUAAAUGCAAUGUUGCCACCUAAAUAACCCCUUCUUUAUUUCAGUUGGUUAAAAUGAUACCCUCAAACAGGGGCGCUAUAACAGCGAUGCGCCUCGUUUCGUUGGUAUUCGAGCGCCGCGUGGUCAUUGUUGUCACUAUCUUCUACUAUCUACUCAGCCAGUGGUGCUAAUUCCUGUAAAUACCAUCUAAUUUUAUUUUAGGUUAUAUCUGUCAUUUUCUUAUCCGCCGAAAAGGAAAGGGACGGGUAAUCGACAAGCAUAAAAUUUAUGGAACACACGUCAAUUUUAAGCACAAAUCUAAAACAACCGUCUAAAAAUUCGCCCGGGUUAUUCAUUUAUUUACUCAUUCUUCCUAAAAUUAAGAGCUGUCAAUCAUCCGUCCCUUUCCUUUUCGGCGGAUAAGAAAAUGACAGGUAUAACUUAAAGUAAAAUUAAGAGAUGUCUGCAGGAAUCGGGGCCAUUAUCCACCCACUGCUGGGUAUAGGUGUGGGGUCUUAUUUUAUUUACGUGCUUUGUUAAGUUCUACUAGGAAGGCGCUAUGACCCGCACUUCAAUAUAUCAUCUGACUAUAAAUAAUUAUCAGGAGGAUCACGAAAGUAAAAUAACUAUAUAAAGUUGCUGAAAUUAUAUUAUUCACUUAAAAGGACUAACAAUUACAAUUUUGAAGAAACAUUAGAUACACCGAAAAUAUUACACGGUAAUUAAGGUCGGGCAUAGUAGCUAGCCCGGUGACGGAACGGGAGAGACUGGCUAGCCGCGGGGCCACGCAGGCGCUGCUACCAUAAAUGCUGACAUAACAAAAAUGUAUUAAAUGUGUCGCUACAUAGGCCUUCUCUCUUUCCUUCCUUUCCGCAUCGUAAUCUCAGUUAUAGGUUUAUUUUAUGUUGGCAACAGUGCAUCUACCAAUAUACCUACACGGUCGAAGGUUAUAAGAGCGUUAUUACAUCUUUCAAACACCAACAAAAUUUGAGCCGACGAAGUUGAGAAAAAUCGUAUUUGUGUAUACUUAUACAGGUUGUUAGUGACAUCGUAAUGAAUACUAAGAGGGAUGUUUCAGACCAUGAUUCUGAGAUGAUCCACAUGAUCAAGUGGAAUUUUUCGUCGCAAAAAGUAUGGAAGUGAAAAUAAUAAAAAAAGAAAAAAUUUUUCAUUAAUUAUCCUACCGGAAAUUGCGCCGGAAAAUUCCACUUGAUAUCAACUCAGAAUCAUGGUCUGAAUCAUCCCUCUAAAGUUUUCGUUAUGAUGUCACUAACACCCUGUAUAUAUAUAUAUAUAUUACUGUCAGUCACGUCAGGGGCCUUUGGCGGCUCAAUACUAACCCUGACACUGACAGGGUUGAUGGGGUUGGUCCACCUCACAACCCACACGAUAGAAGACUGUACUGUGAUCUGAAUUUAAAGGAAAUAUUCUGUCUGCCGAAAACCAUGGUUUUUUGUCAGUAUUCUCACAAACAGCAUAUAUGUUCCUACAAAUAAUGAUCACAGUACAGUGAUAAUAAGAUGGAGUUUUGUUUGAAUCCUAAGUCAUGAUUGAACAAUGAUUGCUGGAUGUAAUAUCGCUCUAAGAUAUAGAAGUUUAAUAUUUAUAUAAAUAUAAAGUCUAUUUUGGAAACUUGUGCUUCUAAAGGGACUGAAUGUAUGAACUGUCUAUAGUUAGAAGUAUAAUGUACCUUGCUACAGUAAAAAUCACGAGAUAAGUCCAUUUUGACGUUUCCUUAACGUCAUAGGCAUAAGGUUCAAUUUCCCAAAAUGGUUUCCGUUUAUACGACCCUGACAGCUGUCAAAAGUGUACUUUUCGCGUGAUUUUGACUUUAGAAUGAAUAUUACCAUUGAAUAGAUUUGUCGACUAGAAUUUUUAUAUAGAAAUCGAUAUAAAAAGUUUAAUAUAUUUGCUUCAAAAAUAUGACGUUUUUCACUUUUUUAAAGUGUUAUUUGUUUGUGAAAGAUUAUUGAUUCGAAUAAGUAUUUUAGUGUGCUAUGUAAUAAAACUUCUUUUUUUCUCAAGCAAACGACAACAGAAUUCUUAUUAUAGAGAGCCCCGGGAGCAUAGCCGGUGGCACCGAAAUAUGCACAAAAUGAGCAUAUUAUGAGGCAACGAUCGCAUUAUAAAACUAUCCACGUCAUUCAUUGCUUCUUUGGUAUGACGCAACAACAACUAGCGCUUGUGUUACUACGCAAUGAACGGUGUGUAAUUCGAUGUAGCGGUCUAGCCAGUAAUGUCUUGGUGCGGGCGUCACACGCCGACAAGACAAGGGACGUGCGUACUCGUGUAAUUCAGUGCUAAGGGUAUGUCGCCGUUGAUCUGUGCAAAGGACCUUUACAAGGUACGACAUAAGAGUGGCCGCAGCAAUAUCCCAAUAGGACUUAAGCCGUGUUUUCAUACGCAAUCGUCUGAUGGGAAACGUGCGGGGCGCGCAGGAACAACCUUAAAAUGUCGAGAACUAUGGCUACCUCGUACACUGAGUAGGAGGUUACUGGAGAGCCCUCAGCGCUCACCGUUUGUCCAGCCAAAUAAUGCUAUCUGAGGCAAACAAAAUAAAACUGGUUACGAGUUGUUCGUCAUGGACCAAUGUAAUAGAAAACAAUAGGCUAGUUUCCAACUAGUCAAAUCAGUUGCUUUUUACUAAACGUCAUAACAUACAUAAACUGCCUAUAUAUGUCCCACUGCUGGGCACAGGCCUCCCCUCAAUCAACCGGAGGGGGUAUGGAGCAUACUCCACCACGCUGCUCCAUUGCGGGUUGGUGGAGGUGUUUUUACGGCUAAUAGCCGGGACCAACGGCUUAACGUACCUUCCGAAGCACGGAAUCAUCUUACUUUUCCGGACAAUCAGGUGAUUCAAGCCUGAAAAGUCCUUACCAAACAAAGGACAGUCUCACAAAGUGAUUUCGACAAUGUCCCCAUCGGGAAUCGAACCCGGACCUCCAGAUCUUGAGCCUAACGCUCUAACCACUAGACCACGGAGGCUGUGAAAUUACCAUGGAAUUGUAUGAAAAAGCAACCUGUGACGUCACAGAAAAAUGUGACAAUGUCGCACUUCUUAUUACAUUUUUGUUUAUUAAACUUUUCAUAGUUUAUAUUUGUCCUAAGAAAUUACCCGGCUACGUAUAGAAAGGACACUCCCUCCGCACCCACACUUACAUCGAGCUUGAUAUACCUCAUACCCGUUAAAGAGUAAGGGAGCACGCGCGCACUGUCUGUCUCGCUCGUACACACGUGGUAAGAUGUAUACAGGGUGUUAGUGACAUCUUAACGAAAACUUUGACGGACGAUUCUGAGUUGAUACCAAGUGGAAUUUUCCGUCGGAAAAGUAUGGUACUGAAAAUAAUUUAAAAAAUCACUCAAAUUUUCAUGAAUGAAUAGAAGAAAUUUCACUUCAUAUCAACUCAGAAUCACGGUCUGAAUCAUCCUCCUCAGAAUUCACUACGAUGUCACUAACAUCCAUACGUACUCGUAUGGCUGCCUUUACGUACUUGUACGGGUGUAAAUGACACCGUAACGAAUACUAAAUAAAGGGGAUAUGAAGUGGAAAAUCCCACUUGAUAUUAACUCAGAAUAAUAAGCCGAAUCAUCCCCCUCAGUAUUCGUUAUGAUGUCACUAACACCCUGUAUACUACUGUAUAUUACUAAUGAAAGUAAUGAACAAGUUAUAAAGUUGAACUUGUAAAUUAUUGUAAUGUUUUAAUAGUAACAGUUGGCUCGACCAUUAUAGACGGCGAUACGGCUCACCACGUUGGUCUAACAAAAAGCUCGGUGAGGUGUGGGUACUUAGUUCAUCUUGCGAUGGAUGUACCUCUGACUACUCCAAUUGGGAUAUAGUCGUGAGUAAGCUUAUGAUGAUGUUAUAUUAUGAUGUAAUAGUCAAUAUUAAAGAAGUUACUAAAAUAAACGUGAAUUAUGCAAUGAU